AUGGCUGCUGACUGGCAACCCGAGUGCCUCAUGCCUCAGAACCAGCCGUCCCUGGAGUCUGUGGGAGCCCAUACCGACCGAGCUUUGCAGAAUACCUCUGGGAAUGUCCAGUCUUACUCUGAUAGUCUGGUUCAUGGAGACAUCGCUGCCCGCGAUGAGCAUCUCCAGCAGCUGGCCUUCAAGUAUCCUCAUGCGGCUCCUGCCCCUCAAACUGUUGCCGCCCCCAGUCUAGCUCACCAGCAGGCCGUGGCUGCCCGGUUGCAUGCACGCAAGCUGCGGCGCCUACACUCUGUUGGUCCUAAUGUAGCUCCUCGACGGGGACGCAGCUACCUCAAAUCUCAGAAGUAUUUGGAGUAUCGGGCACGUCCUCGACGUGACACUGGAAAGGAUGGAGAGCCUGUGUGGUCUGACGAGUUGGAAGAUGCCUUCCAGCAGGCCCUCGAAGCAAACCCUCCAAUGGGACGGAGAAAGUGGUCGGAACGUGGAAAGUCAUAUGGACGGAAUGAGCUGAUUGCCGAGUACAUCUUCAAGUUGACCGGCAAAAGGAGGACUCGGAAGCAGGUGUCGAGUCAUCUUCAAGUUUUGGACUCGUUUCUGAAGGGUGACCCUGAUUGGGAGCGUCUAGUUCGAGAGCAGUCGGGCGAGCGAUCAAGCAGCCAUUCUGGAACAUCCGUCCCGAAAUGGAGAUCCUCCAUGGACCAUCAUACCGCAUCCAGUCACUAUGGUCAUGCACACCCGUCAUAUCAGGAUCCUAUGAGAUCAGUGCAGCCAUAUGGUGGUGAUUUGCCUCCGCCCCACUACACACUGGGUUCAAACAUGCAGGAAGUAGGCACCAAGAACAUCCACGGCUUCAGUUUUGAUAUGUGGGUGAGUGCGCCUCAGCAAGCCAACCGCAUCGACAAGGCCCUCCACGCAUACACUCGUCUUCAAGGAGAUCUCCACCAUCCUAUUGCGCCUCCCAUGCCAUUGGAAAAUGUCAGUGGAUGGCGUUCCUCUUUCCCUCAUCUGGCUUCUACUCUCGAUGACAUGAAUGGCCCUCUGGACUGUGAUAUCAUUCUUUUGGAAGUCAACCUCGAACUUAUGACCGAUUUCCCUCCCUCGGGUUCUCGACUCGGCAUUCAAUUGGAUCUUGACUUCGGCCACCCCACGGCUGGAGAUGUGCUAAUGGUUAACCAAAUGGAGAACUGGACGUGCAGCACUCGUCUCUAUGAAGAGGGGCGGGAGCUGUGGGAAACCUACAACGACCUUCCCAAGCCUCAAUCGACCAAGGUCAAACCACUUUUCGAAUCAUCCUGGUGGGCUCGGCUCUUCACUGAGUUGACCCAGGAUAAGCGCAUUGCGGAGGAUUCGGGCCAGCCCGAGUCGAUCCAUGCUACAGACGAACGCACUCGCCGUUACUUCCGCUCUCUGUCUGCAGUACAGGAGCUCCGCGCGAUCCCUCCCAGUUCCCGGCGGCUGUCGAACCAGUUUCAAUCUCACCAGGUCGAAGAAAGCGAGCGCAUGGCAAUUCUGGUUUGGAAAUUCCGCCAGACCCGGCCCGGUGAAGUUGGCACAACCACUUGGCGCCGCUUGAUUCCGCCUCCAGACCGCACUCAGACGAACAGCCCGCGGCCCAACUCUGGUGGUGUGGACCUUCCUCCUCUGUCCCUGGACUCCAUUCUCCUCAACAAACCCACCCAGAGCGUCUAUCAGACGCCUCAGCCUCAAGACUUCUCUCACCACCAGGGACACUCCCAGCAUCAAUGGCCAAUGUACCCUCAAUCCCACGAUAAUGUGGCUAAUAUCUUUAACUCCUCUGGUCACCUGGACUUUAUGUCGGCCAUCACCAAACCAGAAGACAGUCUUGGUGAUAAAACUGCCGUGACCUCGGUGCUCGACUCUUUCUCCACUAGUCUCGCUCCCGAGACCUCCCAACCGACCAGUAUGAGCGUUACCAGCGGCGGACCCAUGAUGCUCAACAUGCACGGCCUUCCUCUCACCCACCCCAGCAUGGGAUACAACAUGGGUCCUGAUACGAGCCAGUAUGUGCCACCUCAACAACAUGGCGUGAACAUCCACGACAGCAAUAACGUGCUCGACGGGUUCUUUGGCCCCGGCACACAGACCCUCGAUGACCUGAGCCAGGGCCACGCCUCGUGGGGAACGCAUUCUACCUCUAUUCCCGGCGAUGUGAGCGGCGGCGGGUAUCACCACAUGCCCUUCCAGACAGAGCACCAGGUGCCCGCCUCGCGCGAGUCGCAGCAGCCGCAUCAAUCGCAUCACUUUGAUGGAUUGAUGGCGCCCGACGAUCUGAUGGAUAAGCUUGUCGGGCGCAUGUCGAAUGAUCCUAGCAUGCACGGGGCGGGCCCUGAGCAUGCGAAUAGCGGCUAUGCCGAGAAUCCGGUGGAUGCGGUUUAA
This is a messenger RNA of Penicillium argentinense, 2397 nucleotides long. It is a transcript of the gene abaA, whose product is annotated as transcription factor AbaA. The record is from RefSeq and is a predicted model, not a curated record. Gene Ontology annotation, biological process: regulation of transcription by RNA polymerase II. Gene Ontology annotation, cellular component: transcription regulator complex. Gene Ontology annotation, molecular function: DNA-binding transcription factor activity, RNA polymerase II-specific; RNA polymerase II cis-regulatory region sequence-specific DNA binding. The transcript has 3 exons. The coding region runs from base 1 to 2397 and encodes 798 amino acids. NCBI's taxonomy places the organism in Eukaryota, Fungi, Ascomycota, Eurotiomycetes, Eurotiales, Aspergillaceae.